This is a messenger RNA of Plutella xylostella (diamondback moth), 749 nucleotides long. It is a transcript of the gene Polr3H, whose product is annotated as RNA polymerase III subunit H. Gene Ontology annotation, molecular function: DNA binding; DNA-directed RNA polymerase activity. The record is from RefSeq and is a predicted model, not a curated record. Gene Ontology annotation, biological process: DNA-templated transcription; transcription initiation at RNA polymerase III promoter. NCBI's taxonomy places the organism in Eukaryota, Metazoa, Arthropoda, Insecta, Lepidoptera, Plutellidae. Gene Ontology annotation, cellular component: RNA polymerase III complex.
CCAUAGACUAGAAUUAAACAACAACAAACAAAUGUGAUCACCCGCGAAUAGUAAAUAAUUCUAAAUUAAAUUUUGUAAAACAAUGUUUGUCCUAGCUGAAAUGAAAGAUGUUAUACGUAUAGAACCUGAAUAUUUUCAUCAAAGUCUAACAGAGUCUAUAACCACUUUGUUAAAUAGAAAACUUGCAAAUAAGGUAGUUCUGAAUGUUGGAUUAUGUAUAGCUUUAUUUGAUAUAACGCAUAUAGGAGACUCGCACAUAUUCCCUGGAGAUGGGUCGUCACACACAGAGGUUAAAUUUAGGUAUAUUGUAUUUAGGCCGUUUGUAGAAGAAAUACUUAUAGGAAAAAUAAGAAGCUGUAGUAGAGAAGGUGUACAUGUCACCCUUGGAUUCUUUGACGACAUACUAAUACCAGUGAAUGCUUUACAACAUCCGUCACGCUUUGAUGAGACAGACCAGGCAUGGGUUUGGGAAUAUCCAAAAGAAGACGGGGAGACACAUGACUUAUUUAUGGACUCAGGUGAAUCAAUACGAUUUCGCGUCACUAGUGAAGCUUUCGAAGAAUGCCUUCCCAGUGGUCCACCGGGCUCGGAGUGUGCUGUACAAAGUGUAGCACCAUACAAACUUAUUGGAGGAAUCAACGAGCCUGGGCUCGGCCUGCUGCCGUGGUGGGAGACCCCAGAACAAGAUGAUGAGGAGGAACCUUCUAACGACGAACAAGAAAACACUGAAUAAAUAUUCAUCAACAACA